Beta vulgaris subsp. vulgaris (sugar beet) is the source of this 1478-nucleotide messenger RNA. RefSeq names its product cytosolic sulfotransferase 5-like. NCBI's taxonomy places the organism in Eukaryota, Viridiplantae, Streptophyta, Magnoliopsida, Caryophyllales, Amaranthaceae. Bases 24 to 1103 code for a protein of 359 amino acids. Gene Ontology annotation, molecular function: sulfotransferase activity. Gene Ontology annotation, biological process: sulfation. The record is from RefSeq and is a predicted model, not a curated record. Gene Ontology annotation, cellular component: cytoplasm. The transcript has a single exon.
UUGUUUAACAUCAUUAACCAAAAAUGCCAACAAUUAAGGAAAAAGAAAAUGAAUGUAAGCAACUUCAACUCUCUCUCCCUUUAGAUUUUUGGAUGGGUAUUUUCCCCAUAAACCUUUACCAAGGCUUUUGGUGCCCACUUCUUGAGCCCACAAUUUCAUUCCAAACCCAUUUUCAAGCUCAUGACUCAGAUAUUAUCUUAGCUAGCUUGCCUAAAACUGGUACCACAUGGUUAAAAUCUCUCCUCUUUGCUAUUAUACAUCGUAAAAAAUUUCUCGAUAUUUCUAAACACCCACUUCAAACGCAAAAUGCUCACGAACUUGUACUUCAAUUAGAAGCCAAAGUUUACAACAAAAUUAGUGAUAACCAACCUGAUUUUACCAAAUUACCCUCGCCUCGUCUCUUUGCCACCCAUACACCUUAUUUGUCAUUACCAAAAUCAAUGAAAACCUCCAAAUGUCGCAUUAUUUACGUAAGUCGAAAUCCUUUUGACACUUUUGUAUCAUCAUGGCAUUUUUAUCGUCAACUUAAGGUAAAUACAGGUUUAAAGCAUUUUUACAAUGAGUUGAAUGUAAAUAUGGGAUUGAAACAUUUUUACCGUCAGUUAAAGGUAAUUACGGGUUUUAAGCAUUUUUAUCGCCAGUUUAAGGUAAAUAUGAUAGAAGAGGAUUUCGGUAAAUUUUGUGAGGGGAAAUUCCCAUAUGGCCCUUAUGAGGAUCAUGUGCUUGGUUAUUGGAAAGAGAGCAUGCAAAAUAAAGAGAAGGUGUUGUUCAUGGAAUAUGAAGGAUUAAAGGAAGAUCCAAAAACCCAUGUGAAAAAGCUUGCGGAAUUUGUUGGUUGUCCGUUUUCAGAAGAGGAAGAAAAAGGAAGUACCAUUGAUGAGAUAAUUAAACUUUGCAGUCUUGAGAGUUUGAAAGAAAUGGAAGUGAAUAAAAGUGGUAACUUUUAUGGAUUUUUUGAGAACAAAACUUUGUUUAGGAAAGGGGAAGUAGGUGACUGGACUAAUUAUUUAACCCCUUCAAUGGUUAAACGAUUUGAUGAAAUAUUUCAAGAGAAACUUAAAGGGUCUGGUUUUACUUAUAGACAAUAUCGACCUUCUUCAUAAGCUCCAAAGUAUGCCGAGUGAGAAAUUUCUUUAAUUAUUUACUUAGGAUCCGUUCGGUAUUAAUGUGGUAGACUGUUUUUUGGUUUUUUUAAUUUUAAAAGUCAUAUAAUAUAUGUAUUAUAAUGAAUAAAAAAUUAAUCAAAUGUAUUGGGAACAUGAUGAUUUUGAAAACUGACAACUAAAAAGUGAAAACCACUUUUUUUGGUUUUCUGUUUUUGGUUUUUAGUUCUCAAAAAAACUGAAAACUAAAAACAAAAAAGGUAACGAACGGACCCUUAGUUUUUAAUGUUGUUUGUGUAAUUGCAUUUGUGAUGAUGUAAUUCAUCGAUAGAGUUCCUGCAAUUUAUAAAUAAUACUCUCUCAAUUCCAAAUAUA